AUGUCGGACGCUGCGAUCGCUGAGAAGGAUCUCGGAAACGCUGCCUACAAGCAGAAGGAUUUCGAAACUGCUCAUUUGCACUACGACAAAGCCAUCGAGCUGGAUUCAACGAAUAUCACCUUCUACAAUAACAAAGCUGCCGUGUUUUUCGAGGAGAAAAAGUACGCCGAAUGUGUGCAAUUCUGCGAGAAAGCCAUCGAAAUCGGACGCGAAACUCGCGCAGAUUACAAAUUGAUUGCUAAAGCAAUGUCUCGCGCCGGUAACGCAUUCCAGAAGCAAGGAGAACUAAAAACUGCUCUCCAAUGGUUCCAAAGGUCACUCUCCGAGUUCAGAGACCCAGAGCUCGUUAAGAAGGUAAAGGAGAUGGAGAAGGCGCUGAAAGAAGCCGAGCGUCUUGCCUACAUCAACCCACAGCUCGCUCAGGAGGAGAAGAACCAAGGAAAUGACUUCUUCAAAAAAGGUGACUAUCCAAGCGCUAUGAAGCACUACAAUGAAGCUGUGAAGCGUGAUCCGGAGAACGCUGUGCUCUACUCGAAUCGUGCUGCUUGUCUCACCAAGCUGAUGGAAUUCCAGCGCGCUUUAGAGGAUUGUGAUACUUGCAUUAAGAAGGAUCCGAAAUUCAUCAAAGGAUACAUCCGCAAAGGAGCCUGCCUCGUGGCUAUGCGUGAAUGGUCGAAAGCUCAGCGUGCCUACGAAGAUGCUCUUGCAGUCGAUCCGAGCAACGAGGAGGCUCGCGAAGGAGUCCGCACAUGCUUGCGCAGCAACGACGAGGAUCCAGAGAAGGCCAAGGAGCGCUCGAUGGCCGAUCCAGAAGUGCAAGAGAUUCUCCGCGAUCCAGGCAUGCGUAUGAUUUUGGAACAAAUGAGCAACGAUCCAGGAGCAGUGCGAGAGCAUUUGAAGAAUCCAGAAAUCUUCCAGAAGCUCAUGAAGCUCCGUGACGCCGGUGUCAUUCAGAUGCGCUAA
Caenorhabditis briggsae is the source of this 963-nucleotide messenger RNA. It is a transcript of the gene Cbr-sti-1, whose product is annotated as Protein CBR-STI-1. The transcript has 6 exons. Lineage: Eukaryota; Metazoa; Nematoda; Chromadorea; Rhabditida; Rhabditidae. Bases 1 to 963 code for a protein of 320 amino acids. The record is from RefSeq and is a predicted model, not a curated record. Gene Ontology annotation, molecular function: Hsp90 protein binding.